AUGAACAAAACUCAUCCCCAGAGAAAUGGUGAUGUAGCUACUUUUGAUUCAGCAAAGUCCUCUGAAGAAAGAGCUGAUCGGCAUUGCUGUUGUGUGCGCUGCUCCACGCCGUGCGGCUGCCCGCGGAGACGUGCCUGCAUCUCUGCCCCGGCACUGCUCGUCCCCGCUGCCGCCGUGGGCUUGGCGGUGGCGCUGGGACUCCUGGCACAUGCGCCAGUGAACCGCUUCUGUGCAGCCUCCAAUAACCGGACAGGCUUCUUGUGUGAUGACCGAGCGACUUGCAUCCUGGCCAGCCAGGUCUGUGACAGAGUCAGAAACUGCAGGAACGGAGAGGAUGAGCAGGAGAAACUCUGUGGUGACUUGCCCCACAGCCUUCCAGGAUACCUGGUUUUCCGCUGCAGUAACCCCAUGUACUGGGUCUACGCCGAUCAGAGAUGUAAUGGGAAGAACAACUGCGGAGACUGCUCUGAUGAGAUGGGGAGCUUGGCUGCCUGCCCCCCGUGUGGGUCGGAGUGGUGGAGCUGCAGCCCUGUGCUCUACGAGUACUGCUCCUGCAUCCCCAGGAGGCUGUGCCGGGACGGUGUCCAGCACUGCCUCAGCUGGUCCGAUGAGUAUAUCUGCAGACCCUGA
This is a messenger RNA of Pelecanus crispus (Dalmatian pelican), 630 nucleotides long. Lineage: Eukaryota; Metazoa; Chordata; Aves; Pelecaniformes; Pelecanidae. The record is from RefSeq and is a predicted model, not a curated record.